UAAUAAAAAGUUAAAUAAGGAAGUUUACAUACUGAAUCGUGUAGUAAACAACUAUGUUAAACAGUUUUGUAAAAGGAUAAAUCAAUACCCCGUAACAAUAGUGGACUUGGGUUUUCCAAUGUUCUCUUGUGUGUAUUAUAUCGGUGAUCAAUGGAUCAACGUUCAUACAUAAACUGUAUGGUACGACUGGUUACAUGACGCUACAAACAAACAUCCAGUAUAUAGGAAUUAUACUGGAGCUUGAAACGUUAACGGAUGGACGAUAAAAAGCGGUCAAAUAUGCGGGUAGAAAAAAUAACAUACAAUUGAAUGGUUGAGAUGUUCCAGUGUCGUUUAAAAUAUACAUAUACAGUUUACAACAUGGAUACAAAAUUGUGAAAAAGCGAAAUGCCGGAGAAACUAUUUAAGAAGUAAAUAGGGUAAAUAAUUAAUGCAUACAUUGGUUGACUGAAUUAUUCUAAAUAUGCCUCUAACACGACAACGUUCUAGAGUAGACGGACAUUUCUGGUACAGAACUAUUCUGAUUACUUCAGUUUCAACUAGUGGCCUAGCAUUAUUAUUGCAAUUUAUCGGAUUUGUGACUCCAGGGUGGAUUGUUCUGUCGCAACCGUCGGGGUUUACAGUGAGUGCCGGGGUCUGGUAUAUCCAGGUGUGCAAUAACUCUCCACAAUGCCGCACGGCAUCUAUGACGAGGGUCGUGAAUCCAUUCAACGUUGCCGGUGAUACGAAAAUUGAUUUUACAAACUGGGUAGAGUUACAAGUUGAGGUAACGCUGGCAUUUGUUUUGUGUAUUGCUGGUGUUUUACUGACGGUGAAUGGGUUCAUACACAUGUCACACAGUCCGAAAUCUUACCUUGGCUGGGCAGCUCUCGCAUCAGUCAUUUCCGCUGCACUGUUAAUGAUUCCAAUAGGACGUUUAUUGGACAUACUACGGCAAUGGGAUAGUUAUAUAGUGUAUUCGACGCCAUAUUCGCUGGUGGCCAGCUGCCUUGGUUGUGUAUGUGCACUUAUAUCAGCUCUUUUCAGCCUAAGUGCAAUGUGUAUGAUUCUGUAUGACAGGAAAAAAGAACGAUUGAACUCUGACGAACGUGAUGAUUUAACUUUAAAUCCAACUUGAACAAAAUACAAAUACAUUGUUGUCAGUGUUGUUGCAAAGUGUUAUAUUAAUGUUCAUUAUGAUCUGUAGAACGUAAUCAGUGUGGCAUCAGUGAUGCACAGUUCUUCACGGUGCGCUGAAUCAAGUGUGACAUCAUAGUAUGACGUCAUAUUACGUUAAGAUUGGAUACAUACAACGUUAUGGAAGUCAUCUUUAUUAUUCAUGCGCGGCUGCAACUGACCAUUCAACACGAAUUUGGUUAAAAUGAUGCGCUUAUAAAGACUAUGUAUUGUUAGAUUGAACUUUUUACCUCAAAGUUUACAUUUUUUAAGUUUUGACACAGCGUGGCGAUUUAAAUAUCUAUAAAAUAGAUACAAAGGCCUAAUGUUUAUCAUCUUCACAGGGUAAAUGGUCAUCUUCCGCGGUACCAGUUCGUACAACUGUCGAGUGAAAUUUAAGAAUUUAACAAAUCCAAAAUAAACAUGUCAGAUUUUCGUCUGCGUGUUAUAAUAGUGACUAAAUAAAUGCAAAGAUGUUCAACUGUCGAAUUCAAACAGUUUAAGAUCAAGUGAAAUCUGUCAAGAUAUAUGACCAUGUAUGUAAAUACUUAUAUGUAACCACAUCAUGUAUUUUCGAUCGUUUUGAGAUAUAAAUUUAGUAUGUUUUAUACAAUACAUUCUUUACAAAAUGUACAAUCAAAACUGUUUAUCAUAUUAAACAUUUAGUGAUAUUGUUGUUAAAGUUUAAACAGUUCUGUAUGCAAUAAAAGAAUUAUUUUGAAAAAA
This is a messenger RNA of Ruditapes philippinarum (Manila clam), 1881 nucleotides long. RefSeq lists its product as uncharacterized. The transcript has 3 exons. NCBI's taxonomy places the organism in Eukaryota, Metazoa, Mollusca, Bivalvia, Venerida, Veneridae. The record is from RefSeq and is a predicted model, not a curated record. Bases 464 to 1117 code for a protein of 217 amino acids.